AUGACUGAAACUCCUCUACUGAACAUUCCCUCCUCAAGCCAGAGAGAGAAGAAGGACAACUUAACUACUUGCCCAGACUCAGAGGACUGGUGGGAAAUGGUGUAUUAUGUAGUACCCAAGUAUAUUGACACCAUCUGCAUUAUUGGAAUGCUUGGAAAUAUAUUUGUUCUCUUCACUUAUUUCCUGCACAAGAGUCCCCUGAAGAUAGCUGAAAUCUACCUUAUGAACCUAGCUGUUGCUGAUCUUAUCUUCCUCACGUGCCUCCCUUUCUGGGCAGAGAAUAUCAGGAAUCAAUUUAAGUGGCCGUUUGGCAACUUCCUUUGUCGCAGCACCAGUGCAUCCAUCAGCCUGAACAUGUACACCAGCAUCUACUUGCUCGUGGCAGUCAGCGUGGAUCGCUAUUUGACUUUCGUUCAUACCUUGAACCACAGAGGGAUACGGAGAAAAGCUGUGGCCAGAAAGAUCUGCUUGCUCACCUGGUUCUUCGGCAUCCUUCUCAGUGUCCCAACCUUUAUGUUUCGGACUGUGAAAUACCUUCCCGAAUGGAAUAUUUCAGCAUGUGCUUUAGACUUCCCCACCCCAUCGUGGAUAACAGCUGACAGCCUGGUAUUCAACAUAGUGGGGUUUGCCUUGCCAUCUGCAGCAAUCAUCUUCCUUAAUUUCUCUACCAUUUGCUCCCUACGAAAACAAGCAAGGGAACAAAGAGCACUCAGAACAAAAUGUUGCAAGGAGCACAAAGGCACAAAGGCUACCAGGUUGAUCUUCGCAGUGGUACUGAUGUUUCUUUUGUGCUGGACUCCAUAUCAUUUCUUUGUAUUCCUUGAUAUAUUAUUUGAGAAAGACGUGAUCAAAGGCUGCUUCUGGGGUGAACUGCUCAACUUUGGUGAGCAGUUUGGUUAUACUCUGGCUAUCACCAAUAGUUGCAUUAACCCUGUGAUUUAUGUCUUUGUUGGGAAAUACUUCAGGCAAAAAGCUCUAGAAGUUUUUUCACAGUUUAUUCCUGGUGGAUUUCCUUUGAGCUGGGUAUCAUUCAAAGAAAGGUCUUCAUAUUUCAAUGUGUUUCCAGUCAGGAGCAGCUUAACCUAA
This is a messenger RNA of Apus apus (common swift), 1086 nucleotides long. It is a transcript of the gene BDKRB1, whose product is annotated as bradykinin receptor B1. The record is from RefSeq and is a predicted model, not a curated record. NCBI's taxonomy places the organism in Eukaryota, Metazoa, Chordata, Aves, Apodiformes, Apodidae. Gene Ontology annotation, molecular function: bradykinin receptor activity. Gene Ontology annotation, cellular component: membrane. The coding region runs from base 1 to 1086 and encodes 361 amino acids. Gene Ontology annotation, biological process: immune response; G protein-coupled receptor signaling pathway; response to mechanical stimulus. The transcript has a single exon.